ACUGCCGUUGCGCCACCGUUGCGCCACAUAUUUUUGCGCCACAACUCUUGGUCUCCUUCAAUUGAAACAUUACAACACCACAAGUUCUUCUUCGUUAUUCGAAUUCGGAAUGUUCGAUCGCUUUGAAAUAUCGGGUAGCGGAGUCUAGCUUCCGGGUUCCGCUAAAUUGACCUAUUCCUGGAGACUAAUGGUCGAAUUUGGCUCCCAAUGGCGGACGCGAUACAGCAGGAUUCGCCGCUAUCCAUAACCGCCAGCGUUGCCGGGAUCCUGACAUUUUUCGUGGCCAUCGUAGCAGCCGUCUAUGUACGCAUAACAUAUCUUAAAAACAGCGACCAGGAAUAUUUCCGGGUGAAAACUUCGCUAUCCUGGUAUAAAACUGAGUCAGCAUGGCUGGCGGAACUCGUGACGGCCGCGGGGAGCCGCCCGGAUGCAAAAUACCAGCCUGAGUAUCAAAUGUACACGUUCGUCAUGGACGAUCUAAUUAGGCUCGAGAAGAGACUGUUGGAGUUAGUUGAGGAGAUAGAGUCAAAAGCUGGUAGUGAGGAUGAGCACCAAAAUGGUAAACGAUGGACGCUCGUGCCAAGUAGUUGGGGGUUUACUACAGCUAUUGCAAUGGCGUGGCUACCCGUCAGGACGCAAGUUUUGGAUUUGGUUCGACAGAGGGACGCGUUGACAGCUAGAGUUUCCUUUACACAGAUGAGUUUGAUCUCUUCGUAAGUCAACUUAUCGGACUGUUGAGAUUGCGUGCAGCAUUGCUAAGCAUUCCCUAGGACAAUUCGGGAAGUCGACCUUAGGAAUAGAAGAAGAGAGGCGACGGUAGAUAACAGUCUUGAAAGACUAGAGGCUGUCAUUGAGGACCAGAGAGCUGAGAUAUAUCGAUUAGAGGACC
Messenger RNA from Annulohypoxylon maeteangense, 889 nucleotides. RefSeq lists its product as uncharacterized. The transcript has a single exon. Bases 208 to 717 code for a protein of 169 amino acids. NCBI's taxonomy places the organism in Eukaryota, Fungi, Ascomycota, Sordariomycetes, Xylariales, Hypoxylaceae. The record is from RefSeq and is a predicted model, not a curated record.